Messenger RNA from Gongylonema pulchrum, 435 nucleotides. The record is from the annotation of a GenBank genome assembly. NCBI's taxonomy places the organism in Eukaryota, Metazoa, Nematoda, Chromadorea, Rhabditida, Gongylonematidae.
AUGUAUGAGGAGGAAAAUGAGGAGGGCUUGCUCGGUGACGAAGAGAUGUUGUUCGAGUUUGCGCAGGAUAGUGGUUGGAUAGCGCGAUGUUCGCUGGGCCUAAUUGGCUCGUUGCAACCGGUCCUGUUCACACUGCUUCUCUCUGCUAUUUUCAAGCGUUUGGCCACCUUUCUACAUUGCUCAGGUGCUUCUGAGUUCAGCUUUUUGCUGGGGCCUUCAUUCGAUUUUCAGCUGUUUGUACUUAUUAUGCGUUUUGUGCUGUGUAACAGCAUUACAAAAUGCAUAUUGUCACGAGGUUGUCGUUGUGUGUGUGUGUGUGUGUGUGUGUGUGUGUCCCACAUUUUGUCCCGCACUUUCAACUCGAAAACCACAAAAGCUAAGCGGCUGAAAUUUUGGUACAGUGUUCCCCGCCAGCGGAUGACGCGGCAAAUUUAA